AUGGUCAAGCCUAGCUUCAUCUCUGCCGGCUUGCUCGCGCUGUGCAUCGCACUCGCCACCGCGCCUCAGCCUGCCCAGGCCGACUGGCUCCAGGACUUCACCAAGGGCGGAAGCAAGGCCUUUGACUCGGCCUUUGCCACCUGGUCCGAAUCCGACCUGCGCACCUACCUGCUCGACCGCGGCAUCAUCGCUCCCUACACCACCGGCGAGAAGCUGCGCCAGCUCGCCGUCCAGGACUACGACAAGCUCGUCUCCUCUGCAUCCUCCGGCUCCGGCGCCGUCAAGACGGCCGCGUCGCAGCAGCUCAACUCGGCCUCGAGCGCUGCGGCUUCGGUGCAAUCCGCAGUAAGCUCCCACGCCGCACAAGCUGCCCAGUCGGCAUCGAGCAUGGCACUUACCGAUCUCUACUAUCCCCUCUCGCGCUCCGCCGCCUCGCUCGGCUCCCAGGCUGCCGCCUACGCCUCGACCGCCUCGGCUUCCGCUACGAGCCUCGGCAAGGAUGCGCAGGCUUCCGCCUCGAGCGUGAGCAAGAACGCCCCCGGCGCCUCGGACGUCAGCAAGUCGGCCAAGAGCGCCGCCACCGCCGCCAGCAAGUCGGGCAACUCGGUGCUCAGCGCCGCCUCCAAGAGCGGCAGCUCCGCCUACGCCCAGGCGUCGCAGACCGUCGCCAAGGCGAUCGACGACAGCACCGACUACGUCUACUCCACCUGGAACGACAACGACCUGCGCUCCUACCUCGAGUCCAAGGGCGUCAUCAAGACCAAGACGCAGGCGACGCGCGACGAGCUGCUCGCCUCGAUGCGCGACACGUACCGCGCCACGGUCAACGCGCCCUACGAGGCGCUCUCGGACAGCUACCUGCACAACUGGCUCGUCGACCACGGCAUCAUCCGCUCGCCCGCCCAGAAGACGCGCGACGAGUACCUCGCGCUCGCCAAGGACUACUACACCACGGGCACCGAGCACGUCUACGACACGUGGAGCGACAGCGAGCUGCGCGCAUGGCUCGUCAAGAACGGCUACAUCAAGUCGAACUUCCAGGCGAAGCGCGACGACUACCUCGACCUCGUGCGCAAGCACUACACCUCGGCGCACGACGAGGUGUGGGGCAGCUGGAGCGACAGCGACCUGCGCUCGUGGCUCAUCUCCAACGGCUGGCUCAAGUCGGACGCGCAGGCCAAGCGCGACGAGCUGCUCGCGCUCGCGCAGAAGCACGGCAACGACGUGGCCACCUCGGCGCGCGAGUACGUCGACUGGAGCGACGCCCGGCUGCGCGAGUACCUGCGCAGCAGCGGCAUGCCGCUCGAGGCGAUCCCCAAGAAGCGCGACCAGCUGCUGCGCGAGAUGCGCGCGCGCUACACCGGCCACCGCGGCAUCUUCAGCUACAUCAAGGACGGCGUCCGCCAGGCCUACUUUGGCGUCCAGGACAUCCUCGGCAAGGGCGAGCAGGCCGCCGCGCACGCCAGCGUCAGCGCCUCGGGUGCCGCCAGCCAGGCGAGCGCCUCGGCUGCCAAGGCCACCGCGCGCGCCAAGGACGAGUUUUAA
Moesziomyces antarcticus is the source of this 1545-nucleotide messenger RNA. RefSeq lists its product as uncharacterized. NCBI's taxonomy places the organism in Eukaryota, Fungi, Basidiomycota, Ustilaginomycetes, Ustilaginales, Ustilaginaceae. The coding region runs from base 1 to 1545 and encodes 514 amino acids. The transcript is spliced from 2 exons. The record is from RefSeq and is a predicted model, not a curated record.